This is a messenger RNA of Penicillium vulpinum, 975 nucleotides long. RefSeq lists its product as uncharacterized. The transcript is spliced from 4 exons. NCBI's taxonomy places the organism in Eukaryota, Fungi, Ascomycota, Eurotiomycetes, Eurotiales, Aspergillaceae. Bases 1 to 975 code for a protein of 324 amino acids. The record is from RefSeq and is a predicted model, not a curated record.
AUGGUCGGCAUCCAAGCAGACAACAUCGCUGUCAACGACGGCCCUUUGACACCAGAGAAUGCCACCCUCCUCCGUCCCUCAGAGCCAACCCUCCCCCUCGAGGAGCUCCGCGGGCGUUAUGAAGAGGACGGCUACCUCUUCCUCAAACAGAUCCUCCCCCGCGAGGAUGUGCUCGCCGCUCGCGAAACAUACUUCUCCACCCUGGAGCCCACAGGAGUUCUGAAGCCUGGCACAGCACCCGUUGAUGGUAUCUUCGACCCCGCCAAGGACCACCUCGACUACCCUGGUAUUGGAGCAGGCCACGCUGGUGGAAAUGGCAAGCCCGGUGGUGAGCGAGCGGCGGCCUUUGUGGACCUUGCCCUCGAUGCACACUACCAGGACUGGUACGCGGAGAAGUUCUGCAACCAUCCAGCGCUGUAUGAUUUCAUUGCGCGCUUCUCAGAUUGGGGAAAGAAUACAGUGAGCCUGCGUCGCACAAUGCUCAGGAACAAUAUCCCCAAAUCGAAGCCGAUUGGUGUGCACUAUGAUCAGAUCUUCUUGCGAUAUGGAGAUCCCACCAGUGUUACUGCUUGGGUUCCCAUGGGUGAUAUCAAGCUCAAUGGGGGUGGAUUAAUCUACUUGGAAGACGGUGACAGCAUUGGACUUGAGAUGGAAGAAGCGUUCUAUGCCAAAGCAAAGCAGGCUGGGCUGACCGAUGAAGAGGCCAAGUCGGCUUUCAACUCGAAUAUGAUGUCAACGGGCCUGCUCUCUGAGCGCCCGGCCGAGUUUGCUCGCGAGCAUGGUCGACGAUGGCUGGUGUCGGAAUAUGAGGCUGGUGAUGUGGUGUUACACAAACCUCAUAUGAUCCAUGCUUCCACCAUCAACAAUGAUCCGGACAAUGUCAUCCGUCUUGCGACAGAUCUACGGUUCUGUGACUCGUCUAAGCCUUAUGACAAGAGAUGGAUGAACUUUUACAAAUUCAAUGAUGGUGUAUAA